Porites evermanni is the source of this 976-nucleotide messenger RNA. NCBI's taxonomy places the organism in Eukaryota, Metazoa, Cnidaria, Anthozoa, Scleractinia, Poritidae. The record is from the annotation of a GenBank genome assembly.
UAUCGGUUAACAAUCGGAAUCAUGCAAAUAGAAUACUUUCUAGAUCUGCUAUUGUCGUUAAUUCAGUGGGCUAGCUCAUCUCAAGGUAACGUACAGAGUCCCGCCACUAUAUUGCUCAGAGAAAAUAGAUUUACUUGAUCAUUUCAAAUUCUUAUUCGAUUUAUAUAUAAUAAAAAAGCCUUUCAAACUGCUCUGCAUGACAGGCAGGCUGUUUACUGAGUGCACAUUGACUAUGAAAAAUCUGGCGAUUACUUUCAAUUUUAAAAUCGCAUUAAUUUAUUUAUGUUUUUUUUUUUUCAUUCGCAGCUAUUCUUCGCUCUUUCCCUAUUAAUGGUCCUUCUGACAUAUUUAAAGUAAAUAUUCUCAGACUUUCUCACUGUACGUUCGUCAUGCAUACAUAUUUUCUCGGGUAAUUUGUUCUUUUGCGCUCUCCGUCAACAUGCACAGUUUUAGCUGGUUUUGAAUACAGAAGAUGACUAUAUUGAUACGCCCACUUAAAAAGCUAAAAACAGUAAAAAGUGUCAAAAUUGAACAAAGUCUUUGAUUUGUUCGUUCUACUUUUACAGUUUUUUUAUUCAUUCAAUUCUUUCUUCUCCGUCUUACGAUUUUAAUUUCAUUUAUUUAUUAACUGUAGCCUUUCCUUGAUACUGUUUUUCAGUAUAAUUAAUUUUUUGCACGCACUGUCCCGCAUCGAAUAGCCUUGCUAGCUGCGGGCAGAGCGUCUGUUAUACGAUCUGCUUAUUAAUAAAGUUUUGUUGUUGUUGGUUUUGCCUGAUUACUUGAAACAGGUUGUGCUAUCAGCUACGCCAAAAUCGGUUGCUUCAAAGAUGACAGAACUAACCCUCGACCAGUACCUGUCCUCGUUUUUACCGAUCGUGAUAACAGUAGUAAUGUAUGGAGUGGUAAGACCAUCGACUGGAGCAACUGGGAUACAUACAUAGUUGAUCUGGUUUGCAGAUGUGCAAAUGAGUCAAGG